Molecule: messenger RNA, 978 nt
Organism: Trichoderma gamsii
Lineage: Eukaryota; Fungi; Ascomycota; Sordariomycetes; Hypocreales; Hypocreaceae
Exons: 4
Coding region: 1-978 (325 amino acids)
Biological process (GO): positive regulation of ATP-dependent activity; protein folding
Cellular component (GO): cytosol
Molecular function (GO): protein-folding chaperone binding; ATPase activator activity
Source: RefSeq, a predicted model, not a curated record
AUGGUCCUGCACAACCCCAACAACUGGCACUGGGUGAACAAGGAUGCAUCUGGCUGGGCGAAAGAUUGGUUUGGCGAAAACCUGACCAAGGUUGAAGCUGAAAAUGGAGACGUCAAGGCCAAGAUCACCAAGAUCCAGAGCAUGUCCGGCGACGUCGACGUCAGCCAGCGCAAGGGAAAAGUCAUCACAAUCUUUGACGUGAAGCUAGUGCUGGAAUAUUCCGGAUCCACCGCCGAGAUCGAAGAGGUCUCAGGUAACAUUACUGUCCCCGAGAUUGCUCACGAUACUGAAGAGGACGAAUAUGUGUUCGAGAUUGACAUCUUCUCAGAAUCAAAGGAGAAGCAGCCUGUCAAAGAUCUUGUUCGAUCAAAGCUCGUUCCCCAGCUGCGAAAAGAAUUCCAGAAGCUUGCUGGUGCAUUGAUUGCCGAGCAUGGAAAGGAUAUUCAACACGCCCCUGGAUCUAACCCAUCCAGUGGCUUCUCUACUCCUAGAACACUCGUCCAAUCCUCUGCAAAGCCUGCAGCUCAAACCACAACUUCUCAAGUAAGCAGCUCUGGUGCUGUCAACACGGUAACAGUGCGUGACGACCAGGAGUUCCGUACUACUGCUGAAGAGUUGUAUGAGACCUUUGUCGACCCCCAGCGGUUGGCUGCCUUCACGCGCGCACCGCCAAAGCUGUUUGAGGGUGCAAAGAAGGGAGGCAAGUUUGAGCUGUUUGAUGGCAACGUUUCCGGAGAGUACCUUGAGCUGGAAAAGCCCAAGAAGAUUGUCCAAAGCUGGCGGCUGAACCAGUGGCCAGCUGGUCACUACUCAAAGCUUAACAUUGAGUUUGAUCAGAACGACAUCGACCACGUCACAGUCAUGCGUGUCACCUGGGAGGGUGUCCCUGUCGGCCAGGAAGACGUUACCAAGAGAAACUGGGGCGAAUAUUACGUCCGAAGCAUCAAGCAAACUUUUGGAUUUGGCACCAUUCUGUAA